AUGAUUACAAAAAGGCCCCAAAUUGGAAAAAAUAAAACAAAAGUCCACUACGGGCCAAAAAACAUCACAAGGAAACGCGAGCCAUUAAAUCUCCUCCUGAAUUGCCUUAUUCUUGAUGGAAUCCUCCGGUUGGGGGUUCCAGAUUCACCUCUUUCCACCAUCCCGCCAUCAUCUUGGGUGUCCUUGGCGAGGGCAAAACCUUUAGGCUCUGAAGGGGCCACCGUCUCUUUAUCCACUAGAUGGCCAUCAGAGACAACAUUAAGGAAGUCCAAUUUUCUCCUAUCGAGCUUAGGAUACAAGAAGGAAACUUGCUCAUUUUACUUCUCAAAGUAG
This is a messenger RNA of Vicia faba (fava bean), 333 nucleotides long. NCBI's taxonomy places the organism in Eukaryota, Viridiplantae, Streptophyta, Magnoliopsida, Fabales, Fabaceae. The record is from the annotation of a GenBank genome assembly.